Molecule: messenger RNA, 2793 nt
Organism: Cucumis sativus (cucumber)
Lineage: Eukaryota; Viridiplantae; Streptophyta; Magnoliopsida; Cucurbitales; Cucurbitaceae
Product: zinc finger BED domain-containing protein RICESLEEPER 2-like
Exons: 3
Coding region: 282-2525 (747 amino acids)
Molecular function (GO): DNA binding; protein dimerization activity
Source: RefSeq, a predicted model, not a curated record
CUUGAAAAGAAAAACCUUUUUUCUUAAAAAAAGGGAAAAAGAAAAAGAAAAUCCGUCGGAGUCGUCCCGUCCUCUCCCCUCGCAGUCUUUGGUCUCUCAGUCUCUCUCAUCCGAGGCCCCCCGCCUUUGUCACGCGCACGCCGUUCGCCGUCGUUCUUCAUGCCUCUCUCUCUCUCUCUCGUCUAUCACAUCUGAAGCCCCCUCUCCUCAUCAUUUUCUCAAUCUCUGUCACGCCGUUGGCUUCACGCUAAGAAUUCAAAAUUUCAAAAUAGAGGUUAAAUAUGGAAAGGGAAGAGGCUACAACGGAGGAGACAAAGGAGACUACAAGAAUUAAAGCUACCAUCAAUGUUGAUGAAGAGGAAGUUGAUGAGACUCCAACAAAAAGGCGAAGGAAUAUGCCGGUAUCCAUAGUUUGGCAACAUUUCGAGAGGUUAAAAGGUGAUCCUAACGAACCUUACGCUCGAUGUAAAUAUUGUGGAGCUACUUAUGCUUGUCACUCGAAGCGUAAUGGUACUGGAACAAUGAAAAAUCACUUAGAAAGUUGUAAGAAAUACCCUUUUGAAAGGAAAAGAGACUCUUUCCAAAAGACUUCACCUUUUAAACCUAAGGAAGAAACUGCUAAGACUGAUCCUUUACAACUUGUUUGUGAACCUAAAGAAGAAACUGAUGGAGAUGGUUCUUCACAAGUUUUAUGCGAAUCAAUUAACUCUGAGAGUUGUCGUGAAACUUUGGCUGAAAUGAUAAUCAUGGAGGCAUUGCCUUUUAAGUUCGUAGAGAGUAAAGGUUUUAAGAGAUUUGUUAGUAAAUUAACAGGUUCACAAGAGCCCAAGUUUGUCGUUCCAUCUCGAUUUACCAUAGCUAGGGAUAUUCUGAAGAUUUAUGUUAAUGAAAAACAAAAAUUGAAAGAUAUUUUUGUGAAAAUGAAAUGUAAAGUUUGUCUCACUACUGAUUGUUGGACUUCAGAACAAAACAUAAAUUAUAUGGUAUUAACUGCACACUUUGUUGAUUGUGAUUGGAAGUUACAUAAAAAGAUACUUAGUUUCAGUCAAAUUGAAAGUCAUAAUGGGCAUACCAUUGGUAAGGCUAUUGAAAAGAAUUUGAAGGAUUGGGGUAUUAAAAGAAUUGUGACUUUGACAGCUGAUAAUGCUAGUUCAAAUGAUGCUUCUAUUGCCUUUCUUAUUAAAAGAUUCAAUAAGGGGUUGAUAUGUAAUGGUGAAUACAUGCAUGUUAAGAGUUAUUCACAAAUAUUGAAUCUUAUUGUAUGUGAUGUUUUUAAGGAUCAUAACGAGAGCAUCGGUAGAAUUCGAAAUGCUGUUAGAUAUGUGAGGUCCUCCCCUGCACGUUUAAUGAAAUUUAAGAAGUGUGCUGAAAAUGAAAAGAUUUCCAGUAAUAGUGUCGUGUGUCUUGAUUUUCCCAAUAGAUGGGACUCUACAUAUGUGAUGCUUGAGGUAGCUUUAAAGUUUGCAAAAGCUUUUGACAGAUUAGAGAAUGACGAAGAUGCUUAUAGGAAUGAUAUGCCGCCUACUAAUGAGGAUUGGGCAAUUGCUAGACUGUUGAUUAGGUUUUUGAAAGUGUUUUAUAAUGUCACACUGAAAGUUUCGGGGUCUUUGUAUACUACUUCGAAUGUGGUUUUCCAUGAGAUCUGUAGAAUUCAGAAUUGCUUACAAUUGAAUGGUGAUAGUGGAAAUAAAAUGCUUUCUACUAUGGCUAAAAAUAUGAAGGCUAAAUUUGACAAGUAUUGGGAGGAUGAUGAGAAGAAGAAUAAUAUAUUGUUAUGCAUUGCUGUGGUGUUAGAUCCUCGUUAUAAGUUGAAGUGUUUAAAAUAUUGUUGGAAUAACCUUUUUGGGCCAGACAUUGCCAUGACUAAAACAAGAAUAGUGGAGAACGCUUUGAGACGCCUCUUUCAUGAAUACAACAUUGGACCAUCUAGUAGUAACUGUAAUAGUUCUAGUGCUAGUUGUAGUACUAGUGUUAGUGCCAGUGCUAGUGCGUGUGACUUUGCUAAUGAAAUUCAUAGUUAUGAUUGUAUGGCUUUAGACACCAUUAUGGAUGUGGAUGUGAAAGACGAAGUAGAAACAGAUGUGGAUUUGGAUUAUGGAAUAACAAAUUCGUUCAAAGAUGUUGAGACUACAACUCUUGAUAAGGAGUCAGAGAUUGAUGUGUAUUUGUUGGAAUCCCUUGCUCCAGCUGAUAGUUAUUUUGACAUACUUCAUUGGUGGAAGCAGAAUGAACAUCGGUUCGAAGUUCUUAGUCGUAUUAGUAGAGAUAUUUUGGCGAUUCCAGUAUCUACUGUAUCAUCUGAGUCAACUUUUAAUAUUGGAGGAUGCGUGGUUAAUUCAAACCGUUGUUCAGUGGCUCCAAAAAUGAUGGAGGCUCUUAUAUGCACUCAUAAUUGGCUAAAUACCAACCCAAUUAAUCUUGAAAUUCAUAAUCAAGACCUGGAAGAAGAUUUAAGGUUUGAAGAAGGAUUUCGAGCUGUCAUGGACGGAGAAAAAGACGUAGAAGACAUGGAAGAUUUUGUAUAAUUAUAUGAAAAAAUGUACUAAUCAUGUAAUCAGGACACCAGACACUACUAAUAGCUCAUACUUUAACUUUGUAUAAAUUCAUAGCUUUGUAUGAAUUCAAAGCUUUUGUAUAAUUGUGUUAGAACUUUUAGGAUUCAUACCCUUUUAUAUUAUUUGAGAGAACUAAAACAAGGCAAAAAAAAGUAUAAUGGCUCUGUUUCUACAUCCAAAGAUGUUUUUGUUAAUUUAAUGAAUAAAAAAAGGUCGGUUUUACUUCUUUUGAAGGAAA